Molecule: messenger RNA, 1457 nt
Organism: Camelina sativa (false flax)
Lineage: Eukaryota; Viridiplantae; Streptophyta; Magnoliopsida; Brassicales; Brassicaceae
Source: RefSeq, a predicted model, not a curated record
AAUAUAAGCCUAUUAGUAUUUAAUAUGUUGUAGCCGCGAUGGGUACAUUUUCCAAUAUUUGAAGAUAAGUUUGGUCUGAUUCCUUCUUCUUUUUUGGUGUCUCCGCCAAAUUUGGAAAAAGAAUACAAGAAGAGAAGGAUGUUUUGUUUAUUUGAUCGAGUAAAGAAGAUAAGCUGAACUGAUCAGAGCAUUAUCAAGUUGGGAUCAUGACAAAGUCACGUGUAUGUUCUCUGUUUUCUUGUGACCAUGCCACAGAUUUUUUUUCUUUCUUCUCUUCCAGAUCUUGAUCGCAUAAAGAUUCGUUUUGGCUUUUGAAGCUUCUACGACUACAAACAAAGGUACAAACUAAACUUUCUCUUGAAAAAAAUCUACAAUAUUUUUGAUAAAAACAAACGAAACACAAACUUUUUUCCAUUUUAUCUUCUAAAACUAUCAAUGAUGGGUUUAUGAUGAUCAUCAUCAUCAUCAUAGUGUUGAAAAAUGUCGGCUUAUGGUCAUCAGAUGGAGAGGGAAUUCUCAGGUCUAUCCAGCCGAGGUGGUUCCGAGUUGGGGAGUCGAUAUACGAUAGAAUCUGGAUGUUACAUGACAUCUUUAGCAGCUUCAAUCUUCAUAGCUUCUCUUGUAACAUUUGGAGUUUUGAUGAUAACACUUGUUAUAGCUUUAGCAACAAUGUUACAGAGCUGUGGAAACCGAGAUAUCAGAAUGAUCGAGGCUCAAAGACUUGAAGAAAGUUUCAGUUACUGCAAAAUCUUGUCUUUACACUCUCAGCUCAAUAGCUUGCAACAAGAAGAUAAUAUCGAAUUACCAUUGUUAUGCAAUGAUGUUGCUUUACGCAGAAUCAAACAAGGAAUUUACUUGAGAGAGUUGAACUUCACUAUCCAGAUGGCUCUCACUUAUUUCCAAACCAUCAAACCUAUGAACGAUAGCCGCGAUCUUGUUGUGUUCGCUAUCGAUGAUACCAAUCUAUUAGAACAAGAUGGUUAUUAUAUGAAGUAUAUCGAAGAAGCAAAGCAUCAGAGAAGCAAACUAACACUGGAACUAUAUUCUAAGCUAAUAGCACAAGGCUAUACAAUGGUUCUGUUAUCAAGAAAACCCGAAAGAGAGCGGAACGCCACAGUCGAACAGUUAAAAUCUAGAGGAUACAGCAAUUGGUCACAUUUGAUCAUGAGGGAAGGUAAAAGACAAAAGGAAGAGUUAGAAAGAGGUCACCGUGUGAUUGGAGUAAUUGGUAAUCAUAUGGAUGUGCUAAGAGGACAGUGGAAUUGGCAAAGCAAGCGUCUGUUUAAACUUCCUAGCCUUACCUAUGAUGAUGUUCUAGCUUACAGUGAAAGAUGAGAUCAUGCAGUUUUAUGUGUAUAGAUUUUCAAGAGUGUUAUGUAAUUUUUUUGUUAUAUGGUUUCAAAGAUGAUGUAGAGACGUAUUGUAAUUUUUCAAUGUCUCAUGUAUACUUCUAGCUU